CGGAGUAAUUAGAAGUCCCAAUUUUGGAGUAAAUUAUCUUUUCCGGACAGUUCAUCCGGGCCUUAUUUCAAUUUCGUUGGAGAAUCGACGACGGAUGGUUUUGCCAAUCUUUCCGUAUCUGCGAAAUUGUGGAAAUUUAUUGACCUCGCUUACAGAUAAAUUAAUAAAAAGACGUCUCAAUUCAGCAGAAAUAUCUAGUUGAAUCGAGAUGAAAGAUAGGACUGAGAUUACAUAGCGCGAACGUGCGCCGCAAGUAGUGACGUAGGAAUUGACGCAAGCGACAAUUGUCGGCUAUUAAAACCUGUUGUAGACGUCGACAGAUCCGUCCUUAUCCCCUCUGCAUUGAAUAGUCCACGAAAACUGCCGAGUACGUGUUUCAGCUCAAUUUGUCCCCUGAUUGCCCAACGGUUGAACGAUCUUGGCAUUACGUGGAGAAAUUUUAGCAAUACGAUAUUUCAAUCGCAUGCUAUUCGCUCUCUCAUUCAUUUCCGGCCUAGUCGUUGAUGACGUUGAUUCGUCAUCAAUACUCAGCGAACAGACGGACUGCGAAGUUCUCUCGACCGAGUGCAGUUCUCAAAAUUCAUCAUCACAGACACCACUGGACAGUCCUGGGGGCCCACGUGAGAGGAUCAAACAGAUUCAAGUUGAAGCUGAAACACGUCGCGAUGAAUUUGCACGACUCCUCGAGGAACAUGCACAGGUUGUGAGGAAAUUGAAAAUAAUGGAGGCUGAAGAGCAGCUGUCAUCGACCAGUGGAAACGUCGUGCAUCCAACUCACGCGUGAUUAUUCACUCAUUGAAACCAAAAAGCAAAACCAAUUAAUGGAAUUCAGAUUAAUGGGACCAGAUUUUUGGUCCUCAAGUAUUAAGAAACCAUAAUUUUCAAUGAUGUUAAGGACUGAUGUUCACUGGUUGUUCUUAUUUUUUAAUUCCAAACGUUUGUUUUGAAAGCUGAUUUUUUUAGAUGCAAUGACCCCGAUUUAUCGUAUAUCCAAGUGGAAUUGUUCUGUGGAAUCUUUUCAUAAAAUAAAUUGACAGAUAAUCCCUGAGUUGACGUGGAAAUUCAAGAGAAUUUCUGAGGAAAAGCGCUAGUUUUCUCGGUUAAUUGUUUGAAGAGUCAUUCAAAUGCUUUAUUACAAUAAAAGAUGCAAUAAAAUGGAAGCUGUAAAAGUUGGUACCAUAAACUCUUCCGCUUGGAUAUCAUCCGCGUAAAAAAAAGAAAGAGAAUCGUAAAGGUAUGGUAAAAAUAAAUAUCAUCAAAGUCUGACAAUUUCCUCCUGACAUGUG
This is a messenger RNA of Fopius arisanus, 1286 nucleotides long. RefSeq lists its product as uncharacterized. The transcript has 2 exons. The coding region runs from base 464 to 784 and encodes 106 amino acids. The record is from RefSeq and is a predicted model, not a curated record. Lineage: Eukaryota; Metazoa; Arthropoda; Insecta; Hymenoptera; Braconidae.